UUGUAUGAGUAAGCUAAUCCAUGACGUAAGGCCCCUCGAGAGACUAUGAGUCACCAUCUCCAUGGAGAAUUCAGCCAUACAAAUCUAUAUAUUAAAAUGUUAACAUAUAAGUGUCGUUAGCUAUCUUUUAAACAUGUACUACAAAAAUACAAAAAUAUAUAGUUUAAUGAAAGGAGAACUUUUUACACCUGUGAGAGAGUACUGAAUAUCUCCUCUUCUCAUGUAGUUUACACUUACAACCAAACAACAUAUUUAUUGUCAUCCAAUCUUUCAUUUUGGCUGGCAGAGUUUGAGUUUGAGUUUGAGACAAAUCAAUGGAAAGCAGCAGUUCCGGUUGGUGGUGGCUCUCCCUCAUCCUUCUCGCUCUUUUCUUCGUCCCUUUCUUUCUUCUCAAAUUCAUUCCCAAAAAAAACCCAAAACUCCCACCCGGACCUCUCACCCUUCCCAUAAUCGGCAACCUCUUCUUUCUCCGUAAAACCUUCUUCCAGCUCGAGCCCGUCCUCCGCAGCCUCCACGCUAAGUACGGCCCCGUUAUCUCUCUCAGCAUCGGCUCCCACCGUACCGUCAUCAUCGCCGACCGUGUCUUCGCCCACCAAGCUCUCAUCCAUAACGGUGCCGCCUUCGCUGACCGCCCUCCCGCCCCACCCACCACUAGAAUCUUCAACGGCAACCAGCUUAACAUCAGCUCCGCCAGGUACGGCCCCACCUGGCGCCUCCUCCGCCGCAACAUCACUUCAGAGAUCCUCCACCCUUCGCGGGUCAAGUCCUAUUCCCGCGCUCGCAAAUGGGUUCUCGAUAUUCUCCUCAAACGGCUCGAAUCCGAUGAUCAAGGCAGCGGCGCCGUCGGCGUCCGGGUAGUGGAUCACUUCCAGUACGCCAUGUUUUGCCUCUUGGUUUUGAUGUGCUUUGGAGACAAGCUUGAGGAGUCGAAGAUCAAAGAAAUCAAGACCCUUCAACGUCGCAUGAUGAUGGCCUUCUCAGGCUUCAACUUACUCAACCUCUGCCCCAGUUUGACCAAGAUUCUUUUCAGAAAACGGUGGCAGAAGUUGUUUCAGCUCCGCAAGGAACAACAUGCGGUUCUGGUCCCCCUCAUAAAUUCCCGGAAGAAGGUCAAGGAAACCAAGGUUGCUGCAGAUCAUGAUGAUGAUUUCGUGCUUUGCUAUGUGGAUACCUUACUGGGUCUGGAGCUACCAGAGAAGAAAAGGAAGCUUGAAACAGGAGAAAUGGUGAGCUUGUGCUCAGAAUUUCUUAACGGGGGCACGGACACGACCUCCACGGCACUGCAGUGGAUCAUGGCCAACGUAGUGAAACAUCCUGAGAUUCAAGAGAAGCUGUAUCAGGAGAUAAAAGGGGUGGUACUAGUACAAAAAGGGAAUGGGAUUGAAGAAGAUGAUUUACAGAAGAUGCCGUAUUUGAAAGCUGUGAUACUGGAAGGGCUGCGGCGUCACCCGCCAGCGCACUUCGUGUUGCCGCACGCGGUGAGUGAUGACGUGGUGGUGGGUGGACAUUUGGUGCCGAAGAAUGGAAGCGUCAACUUCAUGGUGGCGGAGAUGGGAUUGGACCCCAAGGUGUGGGAGGAUCCCAUGGCGUUCAAGCCGGAGAGAUUUAUGAUUGGUAAUGAUAAGGUGGAGUUUGAUAUAAAGGGGAAUAGGGAGAUCAAGAUGAUGCCUUUUGGGGCCGGGAGGAGGAUAUGUCCUGCCUCUGCUCUGGCCAUGCUUCACUUGGAGUAUUUUGUGGCCAAUUUGGUUUGGAAGUUUGAGUGGAAUAAGGCUGAUGAUGUUGAUUUAUCGGAGGUGCAUGAGUUCACCAUCGUUAUGAAGAAUCCUUUGCGUGCGCGCUUGACUCCAAGGCACUAGGAUUGGACGACUACAUGCUUGGUUUGGCUGUGUUUCAAGUCAACUUUGAAUAAUGUAAAUUAUUAAGUUUCAUACAAAUCGUGUAAAUGUUUUGCUCUGUUGUGGUGGAGAAUUAAUGAAGGCUUUUCAUUUCUUA
Molecule: messenger RNA, 1992 nt
Organism: Humulus lupulus (European hop)
Lineage: Eukaryota; Viridiplantae; Streptophyta; Magnoliopsida; Rosales; Cannabaceae
Product: cytochrome P450 89A2-like
Exons: 1
Coding region: 315-1856 (513 amino acids)
Cellular component (GO): membrane
Molecular function (GO): iron ion binding; heme binding; oxidoreductase activity, acting on paired donors, with incorporation or reduction of molecular oxygen, NAD(P)H as one donor, and incorporation of one atom of oxygen
Source: RefSeq, a predicted model, not a curated record